Messenger RNA from Osmerus eperlanus (European smelt), 1201 nucleotides. Its product is annotated as phospholipid scramblase 2-like. Gene Ontology annotation, cellular component: plasma membrane. The record is from RefSeq and is a predicted model, not a curated record. Bases 200 to 940 code for a protein of 246 amino acids. NCBI's taxonomy places the organism in Eukaryota, Metazoa, Chordata, Actinopteri, Osmeriformes, Osmeridae. Gene Ontology annotation, molecular function: phospholipid scramblase activity. Gene Ontology annotation, biological process: plasma membrane phospholipid scrambling. The transcript is spliced from 2 exons.
GAAGCCCUAGCCUACACUUGAGUACACGCGUAGCCUAGUUACAGCGUCAGCAACAAAAGUGAGGCUCUUAAAAAGCCUUGACAUCAGUAAGUGAAUCGAAGGCAGAAAUCAUAAGUAGCUCAAGGCUCAUUGCCUGCUGGGACUAACAACACCUCAGUGCAACUUUCUUGGACCUCAGACUCCAGUUUACUCUGUAGAGAUGCACCCUGGUCAAAAUGUCAUCAAUCCUGUGCCUCCUCAGGUACCUGUGAUUAUGCCUGCCCCUUACAGACCCCCAAAUUGCCCAACUGGUCUUGAAUACCUGACUCAGAUAGACCAGCUUCUGAUCCAUCAGAAUGUUCACAUUGCUGAAAUUGUUCUCAACUUGGAAACUCGCAAUUCUUACACUGUAAAGAACAGUGUAGGACAACAGGUGUUUGCAGUGGCAGAAGAGAAUGACUGUUGCACACUAAUGUUCUGCGGCCCGGGCAGACCUUUCACCCUUCAUCUCAAGGACAAUCUUGGACAGGAAGUGGUGACAGUCACACGUCCCCUGAGGUGCAGCCUUUGCUGCUUCCCUUGCUGCUUACAAGAGCUUGAGGUACAGAGCCCUCCUGGUUGUCCUAUAGGGUACAUAAUACAGGAAUGUCAUGUUUAUCUGCCUAAAUUCAUCAUACUGAAUGAGAGGAGGGAGCCCCAGCUUCGGAUCCAAGGACCGCUUAUGGCCUGCAGCUGGUGGGGAGACAUCAACUUUGAGGUGAAGUCCCUGGAUGAGUCAGUGGUGGUUGGACAGAUAAGCAAGCAGUGGUCUGGAUUUAUACAGGAAGCUUUCACCGACACAGACAAUUUUGGAAUCUCGUUUCCCAUGGAUCUGGACGUCAAGGUCAAAGCUUCUCUGCUUGGUGCCUGCUUUCUCAUCGAUUUCAUGUUUUUUGAGAAACAGAAGGGAUCAAAUGGUUAGGUUACUGAUGUAUUUGUCCACUAAAUAUUUAAAUGUGUUGUUAUUAGUUGUUUGGGUUAGUUGUUUUUCAUUCAUUUAUUUAGCCUAUAUGAAUUUUUUUGGUGUGUGUGUAUUUUGUAUUGUGUUAUGACCGUCCUGUUCAAUGCAUUCAAAGGUUAUUACACCUUAUUUUUUGUGUUUAUUGUAAAAAAGUAUUACAAAGUGUAAAGUAAGACAAUUAUGCAAUGCAUACUUAAGCAAGUGUUUGAUGCAAUAUUGAGU